AGGCCGAGAAGGACGCAGCAAAGAAGAAAUCAGAUAAACGAUCCAAAUGAUGCUGAGUUACUCAAAAUGUGCUUCCGAUUGUCUGCCUGUGGAAGCCUAAACCAAAUAUCCACCGGCACUUUUAAUCCUUUUCCACGCGUGGGCCUGAGAUAAACCAGGCGUUAUGGCUCUCGCAGAACUUCCAACCGAGCUACUUCUCAUCAUAUGUAAACAACUUGAUGAUGAGUCCUCCAUCAACGCUCUGUCCCAGACAAAUCGUCGUUUAUACGGUAUCAAUGAUUUUCUAUACCGGGAAUGUGCACGUCACCCGCUUGGACUCGGGCCCUGGCUGGCUGUCAGGCAGGGUAGUAAUGCUGCUGUGUUGAAAUUCAUUGCGCAUGGGGCAGAUAUCGAUGGUUGUGGGGUGUCGAUGGAAGCCGCUAUCAAGAUGACACUCAUUGAUGCUCGGAUUUUAUCGCCGGAUGAAAUGGGAGUUGAAGGGGAGGGCUGAAUCCUCAGAAGUCUCGGACCACUACGCCUACUCAUAUUCGGACUCAGCCGGUCGUUUUAAGUCGUUCAGACCCAGACAAUGAAGACGAUCGAGAGGAGGAAGAAGAAACGGAUGAUGAUGAACCUAAAAUUCCU
This is a messenger RNA of Aspergillus glaucus CBS 516.65, 624 nucleotides long. Its product is annotated as F-box protein. Gene Ontology annotation, molecular function: protein binding. NCBI's taxonomy places the organism in Eukaryota, Fungi, Ascomycota, Eurotiomycetes, Eurotiales, Aspergillaceae. The transcript has 3 exons. The coding region runs from base 164 to 490 and encodes 108 amino acids. The record is from RefSeq and is a predicted model, not a curated record.